Varanus komodoensis (Komodo dragon) is the source of this 1548-nucleotide messenger RNA. Its product is annotated as E3 ubiquitin-protein ligase RNF38-like. The record is from RefSeq and is a predicted model, not a curated record. Lineage: Eukaryota; Metazoa; Chordata; Lepidosauria; Squamata; Varanidae. The transcript has 7 exons. The coding region runs from base 142 to 1209 and encodes 355 amino acids.
UCAUGGAGAGUGGCGGAGGUGGUGGGCUUUGUGGAUGUUGGCGGCAGUCGCGCGAAGAAAAGGCUCUGGGCGCCCCGGAGGCAGCGCGGCCGGGCGCUCAGUGAGGGGGGCGGCGCAGCCAGGUCCUUUCUCCUCCUUGUGAUGGGCGGAUGGAGUCGCGCUGAUUCUCCCGGAAGCCAUUGCAGGGGGUGGUGGUGGUGUGGAAACCCGGGCCUGCUGGUACGAGCGGUGGCCGCCGCCCCCGGGCAGGAGGAGUUCCCUCUCAGCUCCCCCCAGAGUGAAGAUAGCCCAAGUCCCAAGAGACAGCGCCUUUCACACUCCGUCUUCGACUACAUAGCAGCACCAGCACCGCCAAUGCGACCAUGGGAGAUGACAUCGAAUAGGCAGCCUCCUUCAGCUCGAUCAAGCCAACAUCAUUUCUCAGGGGAACGCUGCAACACACCUGCACGCAACAGAAGGAGCCCUCCUGUUAGACGCCAGCGAACAAGAAGAGAUCGAUUGUCGCGACACAAUUCCAUCAGCCAAGAUGAAAAUUACCAUCUUCUGUAUGGACAGCAACAAGCAAUAGAAGAACCCAGAGCCUUCCACCCACCGAAUGUGUCUCCCCGUAUGUUGCACCCGGCUGCUCAUCCACCACAGCAGAAUGCAGUGAUGGUUGACAUUCAUGAACAGAUCCACCAAGGCCCAGUCCCAGUUUCAUACACCGUGACCACCGUGGCACCACAUGGGAUUCCUCUUUGCACGGGUCAGCACAUGCCAGCCUGCAACACGCAGCAGGUGCCUGGGUGUUCUGUGGUUUUCAGUGGACAGCAUCUCCCUGUCUGCAGUGUGCCUCCCCCAAUGCUUCAGGCAUGUUCCGUUCAACAUCUACCAGUUCCCUAUGCGGCUUUCCCACCCCUUCUUUCUAGCGAUCCAUUUCUUUUGCAUCCUCCACACCUCUCCCCACAUCAUGCUCCACAUCUGGCAGCUCCAGGCCAAUUUCUUCCGUUUCAAGCACAGCAGUCACGGUCGCCUCUCCAAAGGAUAGAAAAUGAAGUAGAGUUGCUUGGAGACCAUCUACCCGUUGGAGGCUUUACGUAUCCACCAUCAGCUCAUCCACCAACAUUGCCUCCCUCAGCCCCACUCCAGUUCUUAACACAUGACCCAUUACAUCAAGAGGUGUCCUUUGGAGUACAGGUGCAGACAGAACUGUGUUGGAUGCUUCUCUGACCUUGGAAAAGGGACAAAGGGCAAUUUGGCAGGGGGAGAAAAGGAGACUGAUCCUCCAGGGUACGAGGCAGCCUGCUAGAACUCUGGCCUCUUCCCUUCCUUGCCCAGAGGAGCACAGCUGCGUGGCCAUCUAGCUGACCUGCAAGGCUGGAAGGACAUGAGCUGAACAUUACCUAUGCAUGCUUCCCACUCUGCAGAAGAUGUCAAGAAUGCCUUGAGCAAAGAGGGGAAUUUCAUCCCCUCAUUUCAUCCAUUUUGCAGCUCAGAACCUGAAUUACAGCGCUGAAGGGUACUGUGCUGAAAACUCUAGGGCUCUUUUUUAGUCAUUAUUAGAAUGAC